AGUGUGGAGGCUGAUCACUCACACACUCGCUCCCACAUACAUGCGCUCCCUCUCUCUCUCUCUCUCGCACGCACACACACACACACUCUCAUGCACACACACUCUCUUCUGUGCAGCAUGUCCAGGCUUCCCCAUCUGACUGUCUGCCUGGUUGGAGCCCUACUGCUUAUGCCUUUCUGCCGGGCUCAGGAGAGCGACUUUGAAGAAUAUGACACCACACCAGACUACGACGACGACUUUAAUACCACCAUUGAGUACAGCUUUUUCAGCAACUCGAGCGCUGAUGAGCUGGACAAGUUCCUCCAGGAAGUCGGGGACACGGGAGAUGUGGAGCGAAACACAGAGGUCACCCCGACACAGGAAGUGACCGAGGGAGAGGAGGAGGUAACCGUGGAAAUGGAGGAGGAGGAGGAGGAGGAGGAGGAAACCGUGGAAAUGACCAUCACCAUACCCCCAACCUUAGCUCGCGUCCCCGUGAAAGAUGAGACAUAUAAUUGA
Sardina pilchardus (European sardine) is the source of this 498-nucleotide messenger RNA. RefSeq lists its product as uncharacterized. The record is from RefSeq and is a predicted model, not a curated record. Lineage: Eukaryota; Metazoa; Chordata; Actinopteri; Clupeiformes; Clupeidae. The transcript has 4 exons. The coding region runs from base 91 to 498 and encodes 135 amino acids.